AUGCAGCCAUAUCCACAGCCCAAUGGACCAUCCAAUAACGACAGGAAUGAGGGCCGGGGGCCGCUGAGUAGAACAUGGCCACAGCUGUUCAAGAAGAGGAGGAGAUAUAGUCCGGUUAGAGAGAGCGCCCAGCAGCAGCAGCAACAACAGCAACAGGUGCAACACCUACAACAGAUGCAGACACAACCACCGCAAAUACAACCACAACAGCAGCCAGUGCAGUUGCCGAUACAUCCUAUCCGCCCCUUGAAAUCACCAUCAGUAGCAACACAAUCAAUCACAUCACCAACAGUAUCUUCGAUAAGGUCUCCAUCAAUAGCGACAGACAAUGCGAGUACGAUUUCCUCAAUAUCACAUGCAUCAUCAGCACCACCACCAAACAAGGUCGCCAUCGCGAGAAGAAGCAGCAGCAUCAUUCCGGCCGACAGCAAUGGAGCCGGAGGUGUAACAACCCCCCAGGCAGACCUUCUAGCCUCAAAAUCAAACUACGAGCUUAUCUCUUCUGGCCAACACCUAGAGAUGGGUCUGCACUUUAGCACCGCCAUGGCCACAGGCGUAAUGAUGAAGCGCGCCACCCACCGCGCUGCAGAACAAGCGCGCCGUGACAGGAUGAAGAACGCCAUGGUGGACCUUGCGGAAUUUCUCCUCGAUGGUGAAGUUACUUUUGGCAGUGGCACUACGUGUUUUGUUGUCAUGCGAGGGAAAGAUGGUGGAGACGAUAACGAAAAAACCUCGACAGACGAUGCCAGUAAUGGGAAAAGUGGGAAAGGUGUGCCACCUGGGGAUCCUGUGCCGGGAGAGAAGAAGACGGUCAACAAAGCGAGGUUGAUUGAAAUGGCGCUCGAGAAGAUGAAGGCACAGGAAAAAGAGAUUGAGAUGUUGAGGAAGGAGAUCGAGGAUCUGAGGACAGAAGACAAGAUGGAUGUGUCGUAG
Molecule: messenger RNA, 933 nt
Organism: Alternaria arborescens
Lineage: Eukaryota; Fungi; Ascomycota; Dothideomycetes; Pleosporales; Pleosporaceae
Exons: 2
Coding region: 1-933 (310 amino acids)
Molecular function (GO): protein dimerization activity
Source: RefSeq, a predicted model, not a curated record